Messenger RNA from Pochonia chlamydosporia 170, 528 nucleotides. Its product is annotated as transposase-like protein. Gene Ontology annotation, molecular function: protein dimerization activity. The record is from RefSeq and is a predicted model, not a curated record. The transcript has a single exon. NCBI's taxonomy places the organism in Eukaryota, Fungi, Ascomycota, Sordariomycetes, Hypocreales, Clavicipitaceae. The coding region runs from base 1 to 528 and encodes 175 amino acids.
AUGGCACAGUCAGUUCGGGACAGAGAGUACAAGGCAGUGGACAUCUCUGUGGUGGAGCAUGGUGAACCAGCUACAAAGCGUCGACGGACACAGUACUACUCUCCAUUCGAACAAUUCAAGGAUGAGGCCUGGAUACGUCCAAGCGAAGAACGGGACUCUGAUGAGACGGAAGAUGAGCAUAGCAGGUGGAAGGACCAGUUACCAACGGAUGGCGACGUUCGGGACCCGCGGGCUUAUUGGCACGCGCAGCGGUUCAAGUACCCCAGACUCUCGCGAAUGGCACUGGACUUCGUGAUAGUUCAGGCGAUGAGCGCGGAAUGUGAGAGAUUAUUUUCGGCGGCAGGCCGCAUGGUGACGCCUCUUCGGAAUCAGCUGGAAGCAAGCACGAUUGUUAUCUGUCAGGUGCUGCGGUCAUGGCUGCAGGCAGGCAUUAUGGAUAAAGGUGAUCCUAUACUGCUGGACAAAGCGGACGAAGCAGUGUUAGAGCAGGUAGCCGAGAGGGAAGGGUUGCUGGUUCUCAGCCUUUAA